AGUUUCAUCACUUGAUUCACUUCCACUGAUUCCAUCGAAAAGAGGAAACAAUGAAGGGAAUCAAAGUUCUCUUUUUUACCCUCUUCCUCGCCGGAGCGGCGGCGGAGGUCAUCGACGCCGGCGCUAUCUCCAGGUUCCAGCAAUACCUCCAGAUCAACACCGCCCAUCCUUCACCGGAUUAUCCCUCUGCCGUUCGCUUUCUCGAAUCCGUUGCCUCAUCCAUCGCCGGCAUCCGCUCGGAGACACUUGAGUUCGUUCCCGGAAAACCCUUACUACUGCUCACAUGGCCGGGGCGCGAUCCUUCCCUCACCGCCGUCCUCCUCUACUCCCACACCGACGUCGUCCCCGCUGAACCCUCCAAGUGGUCACACCAUCCCUUCUCCGCCGCCAUCGGCGCUGACGGCGAGAUCUUCGCCCGUGGGUCACAGGACAUGAAGUGCAUCUCUAUGCAGCACCUCGAGGCUGCCCGUCGCCUCUCCGCCGCGGGGUUCACCCCUGAUCGCACGGUCUACUUUGUCUUCGCCCCGGAUGAGGAGAUUGGAGGGAAAGACGGUGCGGGGGCGCUCGCUGCGUCGGAGAAGUUCCGCGAGAUGCGGGUUGGCGUUGUUCUUGAUGAGGGGCUCGCCUCUCCUGGUGAAGAAUACAGGGUGUUCUAUGCGGAGAGGGUGCCACGCUGGCUUGUGAUAAAGGCACAAGGGGCACCGGGGCAUGGGGCAAAGCUAUAUGAUGGAAGUGCAAUGGAGAAUUUGAUGAAGAGUGUGGAGACUAUAAGGAGAUUUAGAGCUGCGCAGUUUGAUAUGCUAAAAUCUGGGGAGAAGGCUGAGGGGGAGGUGGUCUCUGUAAAUUUUGCAUUUCUGAAGGCUGGCACGCCAACGCCCACUGGCUUUGUUAUGAAUCUGCAACCAUCUGAAGCAGAAGUAGGUUUGGAUAUUCGGGUUCCUCCCAAUGUUGAUAUUGAAGCAUUGGAAAGACGUGUUGCUGAAGAAUGGGCACCGUCUUCUCGCAACAUGACAUUUAUGUUUAAGCAGAAGGCUUCUGUUGUAGACAAGCAUGGAAAGCCAAUGCUUACGGUUGCUGAUAGUUCAAAUCCAUGGUGGACACUUUUAGAGGAAGCUGUGAAGAAAGCCAAUGGCAAACUCAGUAAACCGGAGAUAUUCCCUGCCUCUACUGAUGCCCGCUUUUUCCGAGAGCUCGGAUUACCGGCAUUUGGAUUCUCACCAAUGGCGAACACUCCUGUUUUGCUCCAUGACCAUAAUGAGUUCUUGAAACAAGAUGAAUACUUGAAAGGCAUUGAGGUUUUUGAGUCGAUCGUCAAAACCUUUACCUCUUAUAAGCAUCAACACAAGGAUGAUGAAUCUCGUGCAGAGUUGUAAACUUGAAAUGACAAAUGGGGAUUUCUCCUCUCUGAUGAUGAAUUCAAGUUGGCGAAAGAAACAGGCACUGGUUAUAAUAGCAGCAUUUUGAAGAACAUUUCAAUACACCAUCAUUGGAAACUUCAAAUGCUCUUGGCGUUGUAUGAUGUUGAAAAAUGAACACUCAUUAGUCCACAAACUGUGUUUGGAUGGUCUGUAUCAAAGUAACUUGCCUGUGAUCAGUGAAUAAUGUCUUUUACUUGUAUGAUAUUCAUGGAAGUCUGUGGAGUAAUUUGAUUGCCCUUCAUUUUGUC
Messenger RNA from Dioscorea cayenensis subsp. rotundata (Guinea yam), 1666 nucleotides. RefSeq names its product aminoacylase-1. The record is from RefSeq and is a predicted model, not a curated record. NCBI's taxonomy places the organism in Eukaryota, Viridiplantae, Streptophyta, Magnoliopsida, Dioscoreales, Dioscoreaceae. Gene Ontology annotation, molecular function: aminoacylase activity. Gene Ontology annotation, biological process: amino acid metabolic process. Bases 51 to 1373 code for a protein of 440 amino acids. Gene Ontology annotation, cellular component: cytoplasm. The transcript is spliced from 5 exons.